Molecule: messenger RNA, 2061 nt
Organism: Danaus chrysippus (African queen)
Lineage: Eukaryota; Metazoa; Arthropoda; Insecta; Lepidoptera; Nymphalidae
Source: the annotation of a GenBank genome assembly
AUGUCAAAUGUCGAGACUAAUAACAAUAUGAAACAGGAGAAGGUACAGGACGUUGAAAAGGGUAAAAGUAAAGAAAGUAAAUCAACUGCAACUUGGUUAAAGAUCCUAAUAAUGAUAUUCGCCCUGGCCGUGUGGGGUGCGGCGACGGCUGUGAUUUGGAUUUUAGUGAGCUGGCAGGCAGCUGUGGGAGUUUGUGCCGGUAUAUUUGUUGUAUACAUUAUAGCCUACUUCUAUCAUUGGCUCUGGGUUGCUGUCAGAACUGCGCCGAGAGAUUUCAAGGCACUGUACUGCUAUAUCAAGAUCUUAAGACUGUCAAGUAACUUAACAAAGAAAAAUUGGUCUAUGCCAGAUAUCUUCCACGACAUAGUCAAGAAGCAUCCGAAGAAAGCCUGCUUUCUUUUUGAAGAUGAAGUAUGGACAUUCCAACAGGUGGAAGAAUUCAGUCUUCGGGUGUCAGCUGUUUUAAGGGCGCAAGGUGUCCGUAAGGGAGACACGGUAGCUCUAAUGGCCAGUAAUUACCCCGAGAUGCCCGCUACCUGGCUCGGUAUUACACGCAUUGGAGCAGUUGCUCCACUUAUUAACACAAAUCAAACAGGGAACACUUUACUUCACUCCAUUAACAUAGCCAAAUGCGACUAUGUUAUUUAUGGAAGCGAAUUCGAGUCAGCCAUACAAGAUGUAAGAAAAGAUAUACCAAAUAAUAUUAAGUUAUUGAAAUUUACUCGUCGGCCCUUAAAUGCUAGUGAUGGUAUGAAGACUGCUGAAGCACCAGAAGACUUCACUCACAUGUUGGAGACCACCCCACCAGCACCUUGGUCACUCUCCGAAGGCGAAGGUUUCCUCGGAAAAUUAUUGUAUAUAUAUACUUCUGGCACAACUGGAUUACCUAAAGCAGCAGUCAUUUCUCCUUCCAGGAUGGUGUUCAUGGCGUCGGGAGUUCACUUUUUGGGAGGUUUAAAUAGAAAAGACGUUAUAUACUGCCCCAUGCCUCUGUACCAUUCAGCUGGGGGAGUUAUAACUAUGGGUCAGGCGAUGAUCUUUGGAUGUACCGUUGCAUUAAAAUUAAAGUUCUCCGCCUCAGCGUAUUUCCCUGAUUGUAUUAAAUAUAAGGCCACUGCGGCGCACUACAUUGGUGAGAUGUGUCGGUAUGUGUUGGCGACUCCACCAUCACCCAACGACAGGAAGCAUACUGUACGAUGUGUUUACGGCAAUGGAAUGAGGCCUACGAUCUGGAUGGAUUUCGUUAACCGUUUCGGUAUAAAGAGAGUAGCAGAAUUUUAUGGUGCUACAGAAGGAAAUGCAAAUAUCGUCAAUAUUGACAGCAAGCCAGGCGCUAUUGGAUUCAUUUCACGUAUCAUCCCAGCUGUUUACCCAAUAGCUAUUAUUAAAGUCGAUGAAGACACAGGGGAACCAAUAAGAGACUCACGAGGAUUGUGUCAGACAGCCAAACCUUACGAGCCAGGUGUAUUCAUUGGCAAAAUAAAACCGAACAAUCCGUCACGUGCUUUCCUUGGAUAUGUUGAUAAAGAAGCUUCUGAAAAGAAAAUUGUCAGAGAUGUUCUUGAACAUGGCGAUUCGGCGUUUAUUUCCGGUGAUAUUCUCGUGGCGGACGAACUUGGCUACUUAUACUUCCGUGACCGUACCGGAGACACGUUCAGGUGGCGCGGAGAGAACGUUAGCACCACGGAGGUUGAGGCUGCCAUCUCUAGAGUCGCUGAUCAAAGGGAUGCCGUUGUUUAUGGAGUGGAGAUACCAAAUACUGACGGUCGAGCGGGAAUGUGUGGAAUCGUGGAUGCAGAUGGAACAUUGGAUUUAGAAAAACUCGCUAAAGAUAUUGCAAAAGACCUACCAAAAUAUGCCAGACCCAUUUUUAUAAGAAUUAUGCAUUCGAUGGAUAUGACGGCUACUUUCAAACUGAGAAAAGUUGACUUACAAAAAGAAGGAUAUAAUCCGAACACUGUCAAAGACAAACUGUAUUACUUGGAUCCGAAACACAACAAAUACAUAAGUCUCGGCCCUGAAGAAUAUGAAAAAAUAAUAUCCGGACAAAUAAGACUGUGA